UGUUUUCCCUGUUGGAUUCAAUGGCUGUCAAGAGUUUCAAUACACCUCAAAGAAAAGUCAGUGAUCCAGAUUUGAUAUACAAAAUAGUUUCAUGGGACCAAGCAGAAGUGGAGAAAUAUCUGACUGAGAAUGGAAUACAUGGGUGUGGAUUUGCAUUGGCAGCAAAUUCGAUUGAUGGAGAAGCCUUCCUUAAUUUAAAUAAUCAAACAUUGGCAAGUUGGGAAAUACCAAUAAUAAAGCGCUCUAAAAUAAUAGCAUUGCUAAAUGAAUUGGGAUCUGAGAGUAGCAGAAAAAGUGCUAUAGUAACAGCACACGUGAGACAAAAAAAAGUAGCUUCCUAUCUUGAAUUUGUACAGAUUCCUACAGCUGCAUCUCCUACACUCAGAACUUUAUGUUCUGGGAAACCAAAAAUUCCUAAAAAACCAAAUUUACCAGUCAUACCUCCUAAACCGCAGCACUUGCAAAAAAAACCUAUUCCAAAAAAGAGCUUGUCAAAAGAUGAAACCCAAAAAUUGGAGAAAAUCCUUGUUCAGGUGUCAAAGGAUGCAAAUAACAGCACUCUUUACUGUGAAUCCGAAUAUGUAGGUCCUGAAAAUACUGAAAUAUGUACGAAGUCGUCCGUUCACAGUGAAUCCGAAUACGUAGAUCCUGAAAAUACUGAAAUAUAUACCGAACUAGACGAGGAAAGCCUUACAAGAAGCACCAUUGACGCUGUUUCGUUUGAAACUAUUCACAAUAGAAGAACCCCGUCUCUAGUGCUUUCACCCGACUGCCAGACGGACGAGUCCUCGUCCGGUGACGACGGGGACGCAUCACUUACCAACGCCUCUUUUGUAGAUAACAAAGUUUCAUCUCCCAAUAAAAGAAAAGUCCGCAAAAAAAGUACUUUUACCAACUGGCGUAGUUUGCUCGAAGAAAAACUUACCCAAGAUCCAUGCGGUACUCCACCUCUUCCGCCCGCUCGAAAUCAGAUUUCCAAUCGAUGCUCAUCGGAGUCAAGUCUCAGUCAAUCAGGAUCCGAGUCUCGUUCUUCACCUGUCCCGACCCCUCGCAAACUAUCUCAGCAGUCCGUUACUUCACAGCUGAGUGUUGCCGAAUCACUUCCGUCGCCAUCGUACCCGCCACCUCCCGUACCCGUCUCAUCUAGACGAAUGACACCUGCUAGCCGGCCGAGUCCGGCUCCACUUCAAUCAAACCCGUUCUUUGGAAGUCAAAUUAUGUUACCUCCGAUUCGCAGGAGUCCAUCACCGUCGACGUCACAACAUACUAGCCCAUCGGGAAGUGCACGCAGUAGCAAUAUAUCAACGGAUUCAGAAAUGGCUAACUAUCCGUGGUUCUUCAAUGUAGACCGCAAAAAAGCCGAAUCUAUAUUGGCACCACUGGGAAACGGAACUUUUCUCAUUCGGCCAUCCAAGCAUGGCGGAGCGAAUGCUUCGUUCACGUUGAGCUUGCAGUUUAACAACCGCGUUUUCCACGUACUGAUACGUUCGAGAGCCGACGGCAAAAUCGCUUUGGGUACCGAAAAGAAGGAAGAGAAUUGUUUCUACACACUGUAUGAGCUAGUUGACUUCCAUUACAACGAAGCAAUGCAGUUACAUUCGGGCUCCAAAGUGACCGGGACAACCCGCCUUACCGGCUGGCCAUCCACCUUCACGUAAGAGAGGAUCUUUAAAUCAUCGGUAUCGAUAGGGCAGAUAGCGGUCAUUAACUUGUCUUUUAAGUUUGACCUUCGCCUCUGUUCUUUUUCUUUUGAAAAACGUUCAAUGCCUACUAGUUACUUGUUCACUAAAUUUAGCUGAUCGGCAUUCGCUGGAAAUUUAUAUUUACUUGGGUGAGAGCAUCACGUGAAGAGGAUCAUAAAUCUUGAAAAAGUAUUAAGAGAAGUGCAGGUAAAUAUCGUUUCGUUUAAUAUUAGCCUUCUUUAAAUGAACUCUCUGCCUGUUUGCUAUUUACUUGUCGCCUUGUAAGAUGUUUACUAUAAUUUGGUAGCAACACCUCACCAUGUAACCGUUAUGAAAUUUGCAGCAGUUGAUGUCGUAUUUUCUGUUUUCCUAUGAACGUUGUCGAAGCCGUUGCGUGUGUUCAGCAUUAGUCACGAUCAAUUGACUGCAACCCUUUUCUCUUCCCACGAUUGCUAGUUUCAUAUUUUUUUGCACGUUUCCGUUUACACGUGCCGAUCGUUAAACUUCCAUUUUUUUUAAGACCCACCAAAGAGUCUUGAAUUAUGUUUUCUCUGAGCACCCUUGUAUAUGGAAAGCAAUAAGCGCGUUCACUUAUUGGGGAUGACACGAAAACAG
Molecule: messenger RNA, 2297 nt
Organism: Daphnia magna
Lineage: Eukaryota; Metazoa; Arthropoda; Branchiopoda; Diplostraca; Daphniidae
Product: B-cell linker protein
Exons: 11
Coding region: 21-1658 (545 amino acids)
Biological process (GO): intracellular signal transduction; cell surface receptor protein tyrosine kinase signaling pathway
Source: RefSeq, a predicted model, not a curated record